Molecule: messenger RNA, 2556 nt
Organism: Amphibalanus amphitrite
Lineage: Eukaryota; Metazoa; Arthropoda; Thecostraca; Balanomorpha; Balanidae
Exons: 2
Coding region: 1-2556 (851 amino acids)
Biological process (GO): DNA integration
Molecular function (GO): nucleic acid binding; RNA-DNA hybrid ribonuclease activity
Source: RefSeq, a predicted model, not a curated record
AUGGCGCCGACCGCCAGGGACAAGUAUCAAGAGGAAGUGGAGGAGUGGGUAUCCAAUGGCUGGCUGAUACCUUACAACGAGGAGGAGCAUGGACCUGUGCGAGGAACCGUGCCACUGAUGGCAGUCGUUCAGCCCAACAAAGAAAAAGUGAGGCCUGUGAUGGAUUUUCGCGAACUGAACGAGUACGUGACAACCCACACGGCCGACGCCGAUGUGUGCGCCCACAAGUUGCGUGAGUGGCGGCGGAAGGGGACAAACGUCGCACUCAUCGAUCUGCAGAAGGCAUACCUCCAGAUUCACGUUCACAGAUCGCUGUGGACGUACCAGACGGUCGUCUUUGGAGGGAAACGGUACUGCUUGACCAGACUCGGGUUUGGGCUGAAAUCAGCACCACAGAUCUUGAAAAGGGUGGUCGCCACCGUGCUGAACCACGACGAGAAGAUCCGUGACGCAACAUCGCCAUAUAUGGACGAUAUCUUCGUGGAUGAAAGUGUGGUCAGCGCCGAGCGCGUUGAGGACCACCUGCGUCAAUAUGGGCUCGAAUGCAAGCCCGCAGAACGCGUGAGUGGCAAUGGAGCUCGUGUGCUCGGACUUCGUGUCCGAGAGGAGGGAGAGCGGCUGAGAUGGGAGCGUGACAAUGAGAUGGGACAGAUUCCGCAGCGCCCGACACGCCGAAGUGUAUUUUCGUUGUGCGGGCGGCUGGUAAGUCACCUUCCAGUCUGUGGCUGGCUACGAGUCGCCGCCUCGUUUGUGAAGAGAAGAGCCAAUGCCGUAACGGCGGCAUGGGAUGAUCCGGUCGAAGACCCCCAGGUCUUGGAGAUGAUGAGCGAGAUGGUGAGCCGAGUACGGGAGAGCGACCCGGCUCGCGGCCGAUGGGACGUCUCUGGCGACGCGGCUACUCUCUGGGUGGACGCCAGCUCAGUGGCUCUCGGAGCGGUACUGGAGGUGAACGGUGACGUCAUAGAAGACGCGAGCUGGCUCAGGAAGGACGACUGCGGCCACAUCAAUUUGGCAGAGCUGGAAGCAGUCCUGAAAGGCCUGAACCUGGCGGUAGCGUGGGAUAUGAAGGAUAUCCGUUUGAUGACCGACUCGCAAACCGUAUUCCACUGGCUGUCUGACGCGCUAUCGGGGAAGGCUCGGAUCAAAACGAAAGCGGCCAGUGAGCUUUUGAUCCGCCGACGUCUUCAAACGAUCACUUCCAUCGCUGAGGAGUACGACCUCAGAAUAGACGUCCACUUCGUGCCGUCUGCAGAAAAUAAAGCGGACAGCUUGACCCGAGUGCCUAACAGGUGGCUGAAAAGAAAAGAAGUCGGUGAUCCGGUAUGUGCUGCUGCCGGGGAACUGACGUCAGCAGAGGUGACGCGCAUCCACGAGAUAGUCGGACACCCUGGGAUUCGGCGCACCCUGUACUUCUGCCGCAGAAAGUCGCCAACAGUGUCGCGAAAAAUGGUACAAGGCGUGGUGCGCCGCUGCAUUAAGUGCCAGUCAAUUGACCCUGCACCGGCUACGUGGCCCAGAGGCAAGCUGAGCGUGGAGACUGUGUGGUUCAGAGUGGGCGUGGACGUGACGCACGUGCAAGGAAGUCACUAUCUAAGCAUGAUAGAUUGCGGACCAUCACGCUUCGCGAUCUGGAAGAGGCUGAUUCGUCAGGACGCAAGGAGCAUGAUUCAGCAGCUCGAGCUGGUUUUCCUGGAGCGAGGUGCGCCAAAGGAGCUGCUGAUCGACAACUACCCAGCCUUUCGAGCCUCCGCGUUCUGCGAGUUUGCAGAGAGGUGGGGCAUCAAGAUCAUCUUCAGAUGUGCCCAUUCUCCAAGUGGAAACGGCAUCACCGAGCGGUGCCAUCGAACGGUGAAGACCAUCGUCGCACGCUCAGGCUGCAGCGUCAUGGAGGCUGUCAACCUGUACAACAUCACACCGAAGGAUGAUGUGGAUGCUGGCUCUGCACCGGCGAACAUGGUGUACUCGUACGAGGUUCGAGUGCGUGGAAUUGGUGGAGACGAUGAGCAGAGCCCCGGGCAGGUGAUAUCCUGUCGGUUCAGCAUCGGCGACAGGGUGUGGAUCAAGGAUCCUAGCAGGCGAUGCGAUGUACCGAGCGCCAAGGGCACGGUGACGCAAGUGCUGUCCGCUCAAUCGGUUGAAGUGGACGGCAUUCCGAGACACGUCAGAGAUCUGCGCCACGUCACAGACCAGGGCCCGGAUCGGGCGGCCGCUCCAGCGCCGCACAGCGACCGUGACGACGAGCCGCUGCUGAUCUCAGUACAGCAGCGCAGAAGAGCUCUGGGAGGAGCAGAAGAUGACUCAGAGCCACAGCAUGGACAUGUGCGGGACGCAGACGGUCCAGACGAAACAGAAGUGGAAGAGGACAGUUUCGCGCAAAACGAGGACGCUCAAGCAGAUAGGGACGGAGGACUGACAUUUUUGGCCGUCAUAGAAAUGUCACGAGGGUCUAAAAUAAUGACCAUCAACAGCAAGAUAAAGGCGGGAGACCCGAACGGUCGCGGACUGAAGUCGGCGGCGCCCACGAGGUGGAACUCCGUGAACACCACGCUGGAGUAA